AUGUAAAAGAAGAGAGCCGGAGAAGUGAAACUUGCACCCUGCUGAACUGCAUCCAUCAUUCACUCGCAUAUCAGAGACACAAGUAGAAACGAGAUGGCAGCCGGGAAUGAAGAGUGGAGGAAAACGGCAGACACCCACAAAAUGAGUCCAGAGGAAGUGAACAGGGCUGGAGUGGAGGGAUCCAAGAGGCCACCUGGGCAACACCCGGGGGGAGUUCUUCACCAGAGACGCACCCUUCCUUUUAGCCCCACUGGGAUGUUCCUCGGUGGCUUCCUCAUCUGCACCGCCAUAGGCUACUUCACCCUCUACUCCCUGAAAAAGCCCGAAGCCUCCGCAGGAGACGUUGCCCGGGUUUCCACCAAUAUCACCGCCACCCCUGAUGACACCAAACCCAGGACGGGAACUAGUUCUAGCGCUGUUCGCUGAUCAGCUUCCAAUACCUGAUUUCUUUUUUUUCUUUUUUUAAGAAAAAGAAGCUUUCGUAUGCCUGUUGUAAUUGUAAUUUUCUUGUUCGUGCACUUCACAAUAAUAUUCGGCCUGCACUUUCACUUU
This is a messenger RNA of Fragaria vesca subsp. vesca, 552 nucleotides long. RefSeq lists its product as uncharacterized. Lineage: Eukaryota; Viridiplantae; Streptophyta; Magnoliopsida; Rosales; Rosaceae. The transcript has a single exon. The record is from RefSeq and is a predicted model, not a curated record. Bases 94 to 426 code for a protein of 110 amino acids.